AUGUCCCUCUCACACACAGCUGCUGAGUACAUGCUCUCUGAUGCUCUGCUCCCAGAUCCCAGCAGUUCCCGAGCCAAGGGCUUGCGGCUGGAGCUGCCCAGUGAUCGCCUGCUGAAGUUUGUCACCGUGGGGCUGCCCCUCUUCCUUGUCUCACUGGCUUUCGCCCGGGAGUUCUCUGCUGGCUCCCAGAUCAGCUGCUUCUCUCCUACCAACUUCACGGGGAAGCAGUCUGCCUACACUGACACGGCCUGCUGGGACUCCCUCAUUCACCAUGGCUUUGAUGCCGAGGGACAUGCUGUCACCAAGUCCCUUUGGGCUCUCAAGGUCUUCCCCUACUCGCUGCUGGUGGUGGCAGUGCUGAUGUACCUGCCCUACCUGCUGUGGCGUUAUGCUGCUGCCCCCGCCCUGCACUGCGACCUCCUCUUCAUCAUUGACGAGCUGGAUAAGUCCUACAACCGCUCUGUGCGCCUGGUGCAGCACAUGAAGAAGGUCCAGCAGGCCAGUACCGAGCCAGAGCAAUUCUGGGAGGAAUACCAGAGGGCCCGCCGGGAGAGGUAUUUCGAGUUCCCAUUGCUGGAGCGGUACCUGACCUGCAAGCAGCAUGCCCAUGCCCUGGUGUUCAUCUACAUCCUGCGGAACCUGCUUCUGCUCCUGUUCCUGGCUGCCACCUGCCUCUACCUGGUCUUUCUCCACCUCAACAUCUUCUUUCAGGAUGAGUUCAGCUGCUCCAUCAAAACAGGGCUGCUUCAGGCAGAGCCGCACAUCCCGCUGCUCAUCCCUUGCAAGCUGGUCUUCUUCUCCGUGUUCCAGAUCAUCAGCCUCUCAAUUGGCAGUGUCUAUGUUCUCCUCAUCCCCGUUGUCAUCUACAAUGCCCUGCAGCUCUGCCAGUGGGACAAAGGGCUGCUCUCUGUCUAUGAGAUGCUGCCUGCCUUUGACCUGCUCAGUCGCAGGAUGCUCACCUGCCCCCUCAACGACCUCAACAUCAUCCUGCUCUUCCUCCGUGCCAAUAUCUCCGAGCUGACCUCCUUCAGCCGCCUCAAUGCUGUCAAUGCCCUGAGGGAAGCCACUGCCAACAAAGAGGACAUUGAUACAGUCAUCGAUUUCAUGACGCUGCUGGCUGGGCUGGAGACCACCAAGCCCAAACACCAAACUUGUACCCCCGAGGCUGAAGGCAGUACAGCCCUCUCCAACGGUGUGGCCCUAGAACCAAAGCCUGGAGUGGAAACAAUGGGAAAAGCCUCACGAGACUCGCUCGGCUCUGCCUGA
This is a messenger RNA of Cinclus cinclus, 1266 nucleotides long. RefSeq names its product pannexin 3 (gene PANX3). Bases 1 to 1266 code for a protein of 421 amino acids. The transcript is spliced from 5 exons. Gene Ontology annotation, biological process: positive regulation of interleukin-1 production; monoatomic cation transport. NCBI's taxonomy places the organism in Eukaryota, Metazoa, Chordata, Aves, Passeriformes, Cinclidae. The record is from RefSeq and is a predicted model, not a curated record. Gene Ontology annotation, molecular function: channel activity.